AUGAACAUGGGCACCAGUUCCAUGACCGAUCUACUCCAGGGGUUUGACCUGAGCACGGCUGCCUUCAAGCUUCUGACAGCCGCCGAGAUGCUGAAAACUAUUGAGGAAAUUAAGCAGCGACUCCGGGACCGCUUUUUUGCGGAUGCGAAAAAAACCGGGGAGCAGCAAAGCCAAGGGGUGGACUCCGAGAUGAAACUUGUGACCGCCAAGCAGGGCUUUGAGCAAUAUCUUCUCGACUUACUGAACUUUUACCUGGAUAUUUUCGAACGUGUGCUACAUAUCGCGGCCAUGGCUGGGCACGCCGACUGUUGUGCCGUCCUCGUGGGCGUAUCCAGCUUUAGAGGAAUCUUGGUGCCCUUAUCCGCGAAGCUCCUCGCGUGGUUCACCGAGAAAUGCCAAGAGAAUUUCGCGUCGAUCGUUGAGUACGGGACGUGGGCGUUGGUUGCGGGAACGUUCAGCAACAUGGCGUUGGAAUCAAGUGAAAUUGGUGUCAGUGACAAUGCGAGUAUUUUGAGUGGUCUGCAUUUCGGCAAGGUGAACGAUAUAGCCCUCAAGAUUCUGGGCUCCCCGGAGAUUUUGAAGCUGAAGACGGAGCUGGGGAGACGGAUUGAAGCCCGGUUUUCAAAACAGUGCAGCGAAACUAGUGACCGG
Molecule: messenger RNA, 651 nt
Organism: Mesorhabditis spiculigera
Lineage: Eukaryota; Metazoa; Nematoda; Chromadorea; Rhabditida; Rhabditidae
Source: the annotation of a GenBank genome assembly